Cryptomeria japonica (Japanese cedar) is the source of this 2114-nucleotide messenger RNA. Its product is annotated as transcription initiation factor TFIID subunit 15. The record is from RefSeq and is a predicted model, not a curated record. Bases 281 to 1675 code for a protein of 464 amino acids. Gene Ontology annotation, molecular function: RNA binding. The transcript has 7 exons. NCBI's taxonomy places the organism in Eukaryota, Viridiplantae, Streptophyta, Pinopsida, Cupressales, Cupressaceae.
ACUUAUCUAGGUUUAGCUUUCUAAUUGUCUUUUAAUUUAAUUUUCUACUAUUUUUUUGAUGAAUGACCAGAUUGAAAUAAAGAACUAAAUAUAUAAACUGCAUAUAUGUUUUUCAACACUUCGAGGGUUUCGUAACAGAACGGUGGAUUUUUAUCGUCUCACCUGGUCGGGGGAUCGAAUCUCCGAAUUCAAAGAAUCCUGUAAUUUAUCAAAUCGGCCAUCUUUCAUCUCAUCCUGAAAGUUUUGUUAUUGUUAAGGAAUGCAGUAGGAGAUAUUUGGCAUGAUGGGUCAUAUGGGAGCAGUUGUGCCCUCAACUGCAUCAAUAUAUGUAUGCAACCUGCCUCCUGGAACUGAUGAAACAUUACUUGCAGAACAUUUUGGAACUAUUGGUUUGUUGAAGAAAGAUAAAAGAACAGGUCGUCCAAAGAUAUGGAUAUACAAAGACAAAAUUUCACAGGAGCCCAAGGGAGAUGCAACAGUUACUUAUGAAGAUCCGCAUGCUGCAGCUGCUGCAGUUGAAUGGUUUAAUAACACAGAUUUUCAUGGGAGGAUUAUUGGUGUUUUCAUUGCAGAGAGUAAAAAUAAAGAACCCGCAGAUCAACCGCUAAAGUUAGAUGUGCCACAUAUGACUAAUGCUGAGGAGCCACAAACAGAAGACAGUCUUGGUGGAUUAGGGGAUGAUACUAAUGAUGCCUGGGGUGGAGGAGGAAGAGGAAGAGGUCGGGGAGAAACUGCUGGAAAAGCAUGGCAACAAGAAGGAGACUGGCUUUGUCCAAAUACAAGCUGUGGCAAUGUGAAUUUUGCAUUUCGUGGAGUUUGUAACCGUUGUGGAACUGCACGUCCUGCUGGUAGCUCCGGUGCUGGUGGAAUGGGUGGUGGAAGGGGCAGAGGUCGAGGUAACAGCGAGUCAGGCAGGGGACGGGGAGUAGGUGGUCCUCCGGGACUUUUUGGUCCUAAUGAUUGGCCAUGCCCAAUGUGUGGUAAUGUCAACUGGGCUAAGAGAACUAAGUGCAAUGUUUGCAAUACUUCUAAACCUGGCCACAAUGAAGGUGGAGUAAGGGGAGGACGGGCUGGUGGUUACAAAGAACUUGAUGAAGCAGAGAUUGAAGAGACGAGGCGGAGGAGACGAGAGGCUGAAGAGGAUGAUGGGGAGAUGUAUGAUGAGUUUGGUAAUUUGAAGAAGAAGUUUCGUGCAAAAAUGCAGCAGAAUGAAACCAAUCAGACUGUGCCAGGUGUAGGAAAGGCAGGCUGGGAUGAUGCAGAUUUGGGUGUGGUGGAGGGAAGAGAGAAAAACAGGGACAGAGGAAGAGAUUAUCAUGAUAGGGACCGAGGCAGGAGCAGGGAUGGAGAUGGAUAUAAUGGCCAUAGAUAUUCUGGUGAAGGGAGUGACAGCUAUUAUGUAAAAGAUGGUUCUCAAGAUAAGAAAGAUAGUAGAUAUGAUUAUGAAAGAGGCAGAAGUGCAGAUAGGGAUCAUUAUGGUCACCGUGAAAGAGAACGGAGUAGAGAUAGAGACAGGGAACGCGAUAGGGAGAAAUCAAGGGGGAAGGAUCGUGACCGUGACCGAGACAGGAGUCGUGAUUAUGACCGUUCCAGAGAGAGGGACUAUGAUUAUGAUCGUGACAGAGACAAAGAUUACUCAAGGGAAAGAGAUCGCAAAUCAGAGAGGUCCUACUAGAUUUUUCAGGCUUUUUGGUCUAGUCCCUUGAGUUUAACUUUUGCAAGUAUUGAUGGCUCCUGAUAUUGUUUCUAUAGUUUUCCACCUAUAGUGUGCUCAACCAAAAGUUAUAACUUAUUUUUAUCUCUUGAAAAUAAUGUUCCAGUUUACUAUAUGCAUCACUCAUCUGGAGAAAAGCAUUUUCUUUCAGGGAUCAGUUUGUUCACUGGGGGGGGGGGGUGCAAUAUUUUCAAGCUUUAUUAUAGGUAAUGUUCAGUUUGAUGCUUGCAUGAGUCUCAUGAGUUUUGUCUGUCAAAAAUCUUUCAUGUUUGCUUGCGGGUUUGCAAAAUGUAUGAACAAUUUGUUGAAACGAUAUCUGAAAUCAUGGAAUCCUUCAGGAACUUUCUCCAAUCUUGAAUCUGUCUAUUGCAUAAUAAUUAUCUUCUAUCUUGUUGUCAUA